Molecule: messenger RNA, 2572 nt
Organism: Eptesicus fuscus (big brown bat)
Lineage: Eukaryota; Metazoa; Chordata; Mammalia; Chiroptera; Vespertilionidae
Gene: THNSL1
Product: threonine synthase like 1
Exons: 3
Coding region: 280-2511 (743 amino acids)
Cellular component (GO): cytoplasm
Source: RefSeq, a predicted model, not a curated record
CAGGCGUGGGGGCCGCGGCGUGGGGGCGGUCCUGGCGAGGUCUUGGGCCUGGGCUGUGGUCGGGGGGCCAGGGCCGGAGAUGUGGGGUUCGAUCCCGAGGCGAUGCUCCUGGACACUCCCUCCCAUUUCUGUCUCUUUCCCCGUCUUCUCAGUGUGAUUUUCUUGACUCCACUUUUUUUGCAAAGAUUGACUUUGUCUCAGCAUCUACAAAUGCUUCAUCAAGAUUGGAUUAAAGCCAGUUUUUAGGUUGGCUUUGGAAAAAAAAAAAGUGAAAAGAGAAUGCUCCACUUUAACCGAUGUCAACAUCUGAAACAAAUAACCCAGAAAUGUUUUUCUUUUAUACAUGCUAAAACGGAUAAACAUGCACAGCUAUAUCUUUCAAGAACCUUUGCACUUGCAGAAUUAAGGAAGUCAUGUCACUCAGUUCACUCUCUUGUUGGAGACAAAAAUAUUAUCCUGAUGGGAUUGCCUGGAGCUGGGAAAACAACAGUAGGCAGAAUAAUAGGGCUGAAACUAGGCUGUUGUGUCAUAGAUGUGGAUGAUGAUAUCCUUGAAAAAACCUGGAAUAUGAGUGUGUCUGAAAAAUUACAGGAUGUUGGUAAUGAACAAUUUUUAGAAGAGGAAGGAAAAGCUGUGUUAAACUUCUCUACAUCUGGAAGUGUGAUUUCCCUUACUGGGUCUAACCCAAUGCAUGACACUAGCAUGUGGCAUCUGAAGAAAAAUGGAAUAAUUGUAUACCUGGAUGUACCUCUAAUAGAUAUAGUUAAUCGUCUAAAAUUAAUGAAAAUAGAUAGGAUUGUAGGUCAGAAUUCUGGGACAGCUAUGAUAGACUUACUUAAAUUUAGAAGGCAGUAUUAUAAGAAGUGGUAUGAUACCCGUGUUUUUUGUGAAAGUGGGGCUUCCCCAGAGGAGGUAGCUGACAAAGUGCUUAAUGAAGUUAAAAGAUACCAAGAUGUGGACUCAGAAACCUUCAUUUCAACAAGACACGUUUGGCCUAAAGACUGUGAACAGAAGGUUACGACAAAAUUCUUUAGUGAAGCUGUGAUUGAGGGGUUAGCUUCUGAUGGUGGACUCUUUGUUCCUGAGAAGGAAUUUCCAAAAUUAAACUGUGGGGAGUGGAAAAGAUUAGUAGGAGCAACCUACAUAGAAAGAGCACAAAUACUGUUGGAAAAGUGUAUACAUCCUGCUGACAUACCUGCUGCCAGAUUGGGAGAAAUGAUUGAAACUGCUUAUGGGGAAAACUUUGUCUGCUCAAAAAUUGCCCCUGUCAGGCAUCUUUCAGGCAACCAGUUCAUCCUGGAGUUGUUUUAUGGACCAACAGGAUCAUUUAAAGAUUUGUCUUUACAGCUUAUGCCUCAUCUUUUUGCACACUGUAUUCCACCCAGUUGCAAUUAUAUGAUACUUGUAGCAACUUCAGGAGACACAGGGAGUGCUGUCUUAAAUGGUUUUAGUAAUCUUAAUAAAAAUGACAAGCAAAGAAUAGCUGUGGCCACGUUUUUUCCUGAGAAUGGAAUAAGUGAUUUUCAAAAAGCACAGAUAAUUGGCAGUCAGGAAGAAAAUGGAUGGGCAAUGGGUGUCAAGUCAGAUUUUGAUUUUUGCCAGACAGCUAUAAAAAGAAUUUUUAAAGAUUCUGACUUUACUGGCUUUCUUACUGUGGAAUAUGGAACAAUCUUAAGUUCAGCUAAUUCCAUAAACUGGGGCCGAUUGCUUCCCCAAGUAGUUUAUCAUGCUUCUGCAUAUCUUGAUCUUGUUAGCCAAGGCUUUAUUUCCUUUGGAAGCCCAGUGGAUGUCUGUAUUCCCACAGGAAACUUUGGUAACAUUUUAGCUGCAGUGUAUGCCAAAAUGAUGGGAAUCCCUAUUCGAAAAUUUAUUUGUGCCUCUAAUCAGAACCACGUUUUGACUGAUUUUAUAAAAACAGGACGUUAUGACCUAAGAGAAAGGAAAUUAGCACAAACUUUUUCACCAGCAAUAGAUAUUCUUAAAUCUUCAAACCUGGAACGACAUUUACACUUGCUGGCUAAUAAAGAUGGACAAUUAAUGAAAAAAUUAUUUAAUCAAUUAGAAGAGCAGCAUCACUUUCAGAUAGAAAAGAAUCUAGUUGAGAAACUUCAGCAGGAUUUUGUAGCCGACUGGUGCUCUGAGGGAGAGUGCCUCGCAGCUAUUCACUCCACCUACAAUAAUUCCGGGUAUAUUUUGGAUCCACACACUGCUGUUGCAAAAGUGGUUGCAGAUAGAAUGCAAGACAAAACCUGUCCAGUGAUUGUCACAUCUACAGCUCAUUACUCAAAGUUUGCACCUGCUAUCAUGCAGGCCUUAAAGAUUCAAGAAAUCAACCAAACUUUGUCAAGUCGGCUUUAUUUACUGAGUUCAUACAAUGCAUUACCUCCACUACAUGAGGCUUUAUUAGAGAGGACAAAACAGCAAGAGAAGAUGGAGUAUCAGGUCUGUGCAGCUGAUGUGAAUGUCCUGAAGAGUCAUGUGGAAAAACUAAUACAAAAUCAAUUCAUAUAAGUUUUCUGAGUAAAAUAAUUUUUUUGUUAAUAACCAUGCAAUAAUAAAUCACAAAAAUUGA